UUAAGAAAGCUAGCUGGCUACUUGUAUUGUUCCUCCCAACCUCCUUUCCCCUCCCAAUCUCAUGUAAACUGAUGCAUAUGCCUACUCUACACAGCACAGUGCCUUUGCUGAAAAUAUCACAAACCACAUACACCAAGCAAGGCAACAACCUUCACAGCUAGAUCCCAUUUCUUCCCUAUCUUUGAUCAUCACCAAUCCUAUCACAAGAACAAAUAGCACUCGAUCGAUCUCUAGCAGCCAAUCAUCUUCUACCCUAUGGAGUAUACCACAAAACAUAUGCACUAGUAGCUAGUUCAACAAAUAUCUAUCCCCAUAUAAUAUCGAGCGCGCUAAUAUAACCCUAAACCCCUCCUUCUAAGAAUAGUAGGAUAUAAUACUGUUAGUCUGUUACAUACCACCAGAUCGCUCCCUGAAGUGGCAUACUAGUCAAAGUCAACAGCUACAGCAGCCGGAGCUAGCUCGAGAGGCUAGGAGACCCAUGGAGUUCACGCCCUUGCACGGAGGGGUCGAGGAUUCUGAGAGGGCUCGCGGCGGUGGUGGUGGUGCGGCGUGGGUGGAGAAGGAGCACAUGUUCGAGAAAGUGGUGACUCCGAGCGACGUGGGGAAGCUGAACCGCCUGGUCAUCCCCAAGCAGCACGCGGAGCGCUACUUCCCCGCACUGGACGCGGCGGCGGGCGGCGGAAAGGGGCUGGUGCUUAGCUUCGAGGACCGGGCGGGGAAGGCGUGGCGGUUCCGGUACUCGUACUGGAAUAGCAGCCAGAGCUACGUGAUGACCAAGGGCUGGAGCCGUUUCGUCAACGAGAAGCGACUCGGCGCCGGGGACACUGUCUCGUUCGGCCGGGGCGUUGGCGAGGUCGCGCGCGGCCGCUUCUUCAUCGACUUCCGCCGGCGCCGCCAGGACGUCGCGUUCCUGCAGCCGCCGCUGGCGUCGGCACAGCGCCUGCCGAUCCCGUCCGUGCCCAUCUGCCCGUGGCAGGACUACAGCACCUACGGCGCCACCGCUCCGGCGCCCAGCAGCCGGCACGUGCUGUUCCUGCGGCCGCAGGUGCCGGCCGCCGUGGUGCUCACGUCGGUGCCUGUGCGCAUCGCGGCGCCCGCGGUGGAGGCGACAAGGUCAAAGCGGGUCCGCCUAUUCGGGGUGAACCUCGACUGCCCCCCAGACGGCGAAAACGGCGCCAGAAGCGCCAGGACAGCGUCGACGCUCCUGCAGCUGCCAUCGCCGCCGUCGUCAACAUCCUCCUCGACGGCAGGGAAGGAUAUGUGCUCUUUGGAUCUUGGACUGUGAAGGCAACCAACAGAAAAAAGGGAGAAAUUGAGACUAGCACUAAGCUACUCACGCGAACUGAUCAAGAUCAG
Messenger RNA from Phragmites australis (common reed), 1356 nucleotides. RefSeq names its product putative B3 domain-containing protein Os10g0537100. Gene Ontology annotation, molecular function: DNA-binding transcription factor activity; DNA binding. The record is from RefSeq and is a predicted model, not a curated record. The transcript has a single exon. Lineage: Eukaryota; Viridiplantae; Streptophyta; Magnoliopsida; Poales; Poaceae. The coding region runs from base 479 to 1285 and encodes 268 amino acids.